UCGAUUGCAGGUAUAAUAUUAUUCAUAGUCAACAUGGCCGAGAAAAAGCCAGCAACGAUGAUUGUUGGGCCUCGUGAUUCAAGUUCGGAAAGUGAAGUCAUAAUUGAGAGUGAUACUUCGUUGGCACCAGUAAUUAUAGAAGAAUUGGAUCAAAAUGCCAUAACAUGGAUGGAUGUCGACAUGACUGAGUUUGUUGAGGCUGAAGCACUGGAAAUUCAGGAAAUAGGAGAUGAUAAUAAUGUGAUAAAUCCAGAGCAGAAGAAUGAGACGGUAACUUCUAAAGAGAAUUUGAAUCCCGAAUCUACCGACGACCCAGAAGAAUCUGAUAGGUUUCAUGUAGAUGAGGAGGACCGCUUGACAAAGCAAUUCUUAAACGGGGAACUAACAUUUUCUGAAUAUUCCUUGAGAAUGGAUGAAGGAAUCGAAACAGAAACUCCUGAUAUUGAAUCUAACAGGCGGGCUUUUGAAAAUGAGCUUGUCGCGAGUAAAAAAAUUGGACAAAAAAAAGCUCAGAAAACAUUAAAUACAUCGCAACAAAAACCAAACCGUAGAAAAAAGCGAACUUUACCAACCGCUUUACAAGGUCUGAUGGGAGAAGCUAAUUUGAGAUUUGCUAGAGGCGAGGUAUCCCUUGCUUCGCAAAUGUGUAUGGAAAUAAUUAGACAAGUCCCUAGUGCGCCAGAACCAUUUCAUACAUUGGCAAUGAUUUACGAAAAUGAUCAACCAGAAAAAUCGUUACAAUUUGCACUGAUUGCCGCUCAUUUGAGCCCAAGAGAUGCCGACCAGUGGAUUAAACUAGCCACAUUAUCGCUGGAGUCCGGGAACAUAAGACAAACGAUAACAUGUUUUACCAAAGCUAUACAAGCCAGUCCUAAGGACAUAAGUUUAUACAAGCAACGCGCAAAGCUGCAAAAUCAAAUUGGAGACAAAAAAGGAGCCUUGAAAGGCUACAUGAAGCUGCUGCAUCAUUUAGGACCAGAAGAUGGGGCGAAUAUUCUAGCGUAUGCAAAGAGUUUGGCAAAACAUUUUAUGCAAGAGAACAAUAACGAACAGGCUUUGGAAGCCAUGGAUCAACUUUUCACCAAAUGUCCUGACCUCAUCACCCUCGAGGAGGUAAAUGUGAUGACGGAAUUGUUAAUCGCACUGAAACAAUUCCACAAAUGCUUAGAUAUAUUAACAAGAUAUACAAGCAUUAAAAUCACCUACAAAGACUCGCGCUCAAUAAUUAAAGAUGAAGGGGAUGUAACGGAGGAGAAUCCCAUUAUUGAAUCGUGUGAAUUACCGAAUGACGUUGUAAUGGACUUGAAGGCUAAGUUCCUGAUAACCCUCGUUGAAUUGAACGAAACUAAAUGGACUGAUGCCUUCUUACCAAGAUUUCUCACUGAAGUAGAUCCGGAAGUUUCAGGUGAUUUGUUUUUAGAUGUAGCCGAAGCAUUGAUGGGUAAAAAGAAAUUCCGAAAAGCGCUACAGCUAUUAGAACCCUUGAUCGAGAGUAAAAACUUCAGUUUAGCAGCAGUUUGGCUGAGGCAUGCAGAGUGUUGGGUAGGAUGCAAAGAUUUGAAGCGAGCUGUAAAUUCUUAUGAGAUGGUGAGACAGCUGUCGCCUCAACAUUUGGGGGCGAGACUUGAACUUGCCAAGCUUUACAAACUUAGGGGACAGUUCAACAAAGCUAUAGAAGUAUUGAAACAAGAUCCAGAAACAGAUCUGUUAGAUCCUGGAGUGGUUUACCAAAGAACUGUACUACUCCUAAAAGUGAAACGCUACAAUGAAUAUUUUCAAUCUGGAAUGCUUCUACUUUCAAGACAUUGCGUCUCUUUGAGGUCGAAAGCAGAGUUAAUAACAUUGACCAAAGCUACAGGAGUAAAACAACGCCUUGAUGCCCUCCAACUUUAUCGCAUGUCUCGCGGGGAAACUUUUGAGGAUGAAAAUGCUCCGUGCUUCACAGUGGAGAAUCAACCGAGUCUGAGGAAUGAAUUCUCAUUAUUUUUACAGAUGUGCCAACUGGCGUGCAAAAAAAAAAGAUACGGUUUGUUCCAAAGAUUGGCUUUUGGUGCAAUGACGUCAAAAAGAUUUGAAAAAAAGAGUUCUCACAUCACAUUUCUAUGUUUAAUCUCUUGCAUACACAAUAACGAUUCGUAUCACGGAUACAACAUAGUUAGAGAAUUGGUCCGAGUUUGCAGAAGAUCAAAUUCAUGGAAUCUGAUGAAUAUCAUUAUCCAAAGGGCAGAGGAUUGCAGACACAAUAGGUUUAUCAUGAGGCUACUCGGAAGGGUGGAAGCUUUUUCAUACUUGCAUGUUCUGCAUGCCAACAACUGUCUAGUCUCCGGAACAUACAAGUAUGCUCUCAACGAUUAUGUGUCUUUGUUUAAAGUCGGGCCCAGUGCGCUCCUGGCUUUAUUGAUCGCUGUUACACUUUUGCAAAUGGCUUGUCAAAGGUUCUCCGUUAAAAAGAAUCAACUCGUUAUACAAGCUAUUGCAUUUCUGACGAAAUAUACACAGAUGAGAGGCAAAGGCGGUGAACAGGAAACUAGCUACAAUACAGCUCGAGCUUUUCAUCAACUCGGUCUUUUGCCGGCUGCCGUUCACCAUUACAAACUUGUUUUGGAAUCAACUCCGUCCAGUCUCGUUUCCCAAAUGCCGCAUCUUUUGGACCUGAAACGAGAGGCUGCUUUCAACCUUCAUCUUAUUUAUACUAACUCAGAAAACGAGGAUAUGGCCAGAAUGUACCUGGAGGAUUAUAUUACUGUGUGAAAUAUCUAUUGUGCGUUAACUUAUUUCUAAAAAUGUGAUAAGAAAUAAAGAAGAAAAUACAUGAACAAUCAAAG
Messenger RNA from Diprion similis, 2825 nucleotides. RefSeq names its product general transcription factor 3C polypeptide 3. Lineage: Eukaryota; Metazoa; Arthropoda; Insecta; Hymenoptera; Diprionidae. Gene Ontology annotation, molecular function: protein binding. Gene Ontology annotation, biological process: transcription by RNA polymerase III. Gene Ontology annotation, cellular component: transcription factor TFIIIC complex. The coding region runs from base 34 to 2751 and encodes 905 amino acids. The record is from RefSeq and is a predicted model, not a curated record. The transcript has 4 exons.